UUAGGGUAGUAUACCUGUGAGCGCUGCGCUGUGUUCAGCAGAGUUUGUUGAAAAUGUCCAACAGAGAAUAAAAGCCUGCCCGAAAGCCGCACCUUGUGUUAAUAGUAAUCAGGCACCGUAGAUAAAAGUGAUCCGAUAAGACUGUGACAAUUCCGCCUCAGGCGACGUGAUAAGAACGAAGUACGGGUCUGAAAUUUUUGCGCGCUAAACACGAAUCAAAAUUACGUAUUCUAUUUCAAAUUGAAACCCUGAACGUGGCAGAACGGUGCGCUUUUUUGCUGAUAAAGUGUUGCGUGGUUCAUGGGAGCACUCGAGCGUGAAAGUUGAAAAAGAGAAAGUUUCUAGUGGCGUUCGGCAGAACCGGCUUCAAUCUAUACCGAGCAGUGCCAAAUAAAUAGACUGGUGAAAUAAAAAGCUUGAAGUUUUGUUCAUUCAAACGAGUGUGGUUUUGCGACAAGCGUUUUCACCAACCAAGAGCAGUCCAAUGUGUUAUGGAGCCGUGCCAACCUUAGACCAGGAGGGAUACCCUCGAAGGGAAGAAACUGCCAACUUUCAGAUAAUCAGGAAUCCGUCACGGACGCUAUCUGCCGUUACCCGAUCGGUCCUACCCCAGGUACGGCUAUUUCGUUUAUCGGCGGCAAUUGUUUCUGGAUCGACGGGGACCGCGACUAGCACCCAAACCACUAGAAGACAGCCAAACACUGCGCCGACCAACUAACCGGCGAAUGUCGAUCGUCGGGUGGGCCGCCUACAUCUGGUCGCUUAUCUCCGUCCCGUCUAAACCUUUAACCUACCCGAAUCCAUCGCCGGACCAAGGCGGCCAAACGCACAAGGUUCGGUGGGUACUCACUACGACCCUCCGAAAGCAUCACGCCGACCCACACGGCGCUGCUUUAUCUGCUCCGGCACGAGGACGACGAGGGGAUGCGCGAUUCAAAUGUAAACGGCAGACUGCGUGUUUUUGCCGAAGCUCUUGAUAGUAUUACAUUCAUUUUCCGACCCAAAAUGUUUUGCCAGCCAACACACACAAGUAUCAUUUUACUGGAAUAAACUGCACUUCUGCCACUACCAACCCACGGUCAGUCCCGCCAACGUUUCGUAGACUCGCGUAUAUAAGAACCGCAGCGCCAUGUACUAUCUCAGCAGACGCGUACUCAUUAUGUUGGCGUGCAGUAGUGUAGUGAUCAUCACAGUGGUCUUUUUUACCGCUUACGGGGCGUACGGAGCGCCGUCGUCCGCGGAGGACUUCUCGGCCGAACAGGAGUCAGAUUUCCUAAUCGGUGACCGACAACUGCAGCAAGUAGUCGUGUUUUUCCGGCACGGUCAGCGCACACCGGCAGAUACUUACCCGAACGAUCCUUAUCUCAACUACACCUUCGAGCCAUACGAUUGGGGUCAGCUGACUAAUGAAGGAAAAUUCUCGCUGUACAGUGAGAUUGGGCAGUGGCUGCGCGAUCGCUACGGAAGCUUCGUGGGUCCUUAUCGCGCGAAAAAUGUGCACGUGCAAACGACGGGCGUCUCGAGGACUCAGAUGUCGAUGCAGAUAGUGCUGGCCGGACUGUUCCCACCGGACGACUCCGCGUUACAGUGGAACCGAAACCUGAAUUGGCAACCGAUACCCUAUUUUAGCGAACCGCUCGAUAAGGACACGCUGUUGCUCGUGCGAGUUUCGUGCCGGCGAUACGCAGAGGCUAUACAGGAAGUUUUCAAGCUGCCCGAAGUCGUGAAGCUCAUGAGUGAUAACCAACAACUGUACCAGAAUCUCACCGAUCUUACCGGCAUGCAGAUUGCCACACCGGAUGACGUGCAGUCACUGUUCAGUACGCUAAAGGCAGAGUCGGAUUUUGGUCUUGAGCUCCCAGCGUGGACCAAGGAGUACUAUCCGGAUCGAUUGUUGCCGCUGACAAAGAAAAGCUACUCCCUAAACGUCUACACCGAUGAGAUGAAACGACUCAAGGGUGGUCCGUUUCUGCGGAAAACACUGGACGAAUGGGAUACGUUGAUUGCCAAUCCGAGCGGUGCACACGAAAAGCUUCUGCUCUACGCGGGACACGAUUCAACGGUCGUCAAUCUGCUGUCAGCGUUCCAGGUGUGGAACGAGAAGGUUCUACCCGAUUACGGAGUCAUGGGCAUACUGGAACUCUACCGUGACGUUGGAACCGGACAGUACAGUGUUGUCGUUAGCCGGAAGCAGCUUGGAAAGCGCGUAAAACGACUAACCAUCCCCGGGUGUACGCUGUUCUGUCCGAUCGCAAAGCUGAAAACGGUGCUGCAUGCAACCAUACCUACCGACUGGACGACAGAGUGUGUGGCCAAAGAUCCCGACACUGUCGAACCGCCACCGUCAGGGCCGUGACCGCGGGUAAUCGGUGCUCGAAUUUGUGGAAUCGAACAAGAUAUGGAAGAAUUUAACCUUAAAUCCCUCGCAGUGCGAACGUGUUUAGUUUUAACAAGCCAACAUCAAACAUCGAAAGAGCAUUCUUUUUUUCAUUUCAAAAA
Anopheles bellator is the source of this 2499-nucleotide messenger RNA. Its product is annotated as venom acid phosphatase Acph-1-like. Lineage: Eukaryota; Metazoa; Arthropoda; Insecta; Diptera; Culicidae. Gene Ontology annotation, biological process: dephosphorylation. The transcript is spliced from 6 exons. The coding region runs from base 1130 to 2356 and encodes 408 amino acids. The record is from RefSeq and is a predicted model, not a curated record. Gene Ontology annotation, molecular function: phosphatase activity.